AUGGGCAAGAAAUCAGGUAGAAAGAGACAGCAGAAAGCAGUGAACAGCAAUGGAGCCGAAAAUAGCACCGAAAACCAGGAAGGAGCUUCCCAAUUAGAAUCCACCUCUUCCACAGACACCACAAACUCCAAGGAUGAAGAAGAGAUUGACGAAAACGACAACGAUGUUAACGAAGAUGAGGAGUUUGCUGAUUCCAAAGAGGCCCAUGAAGAAGAAAAAGAUUUGCAUGAGGAAAUAAGGGAAGAAGAAAAUGUCGAAGAUUCAAAGCAAGUAGCUGUGGAAGAAACAGCUCCUGGAGCGUUCCCCAAUGAAGAAGUCCCCGAACACGAACAAACAACAAAAGAAGUUGAACAUGAAGCGUCCAAAUCAGAUAAAGAAGGUGCUUUGCCCCCUCGAGAUGGAAUUCGAACAAUUGUCGAAACAGGUAUUCCUGACCACACAGAUGCGCCCCAAAAAGCACCAUCCUCGUUGUUGGCAGCAAGGCAAAACGAGAUCACCAUCAAGUUUGAUUCCAAAGACGCAGCUGCACGCUCAGCGAUUGAGUCGGGUCGUGAGAGUAUCGUAAAGACGUUCAACGGAAUCAAAUCGACAAUCGGCUCGGCGCCAGAGCUCAUGGGUGGUGUAGAUAUAGACUGGGAGUUCUGGGGCAGAGUGGUGGAGAACUACGACGAGUUGGUGCAGAACGAGCCUCGGACAGUACAAAGAGCUGUGGCCGAUGGCAUUCCAAAGGAGUUCAGGGGCAUUGUGUGGCAGCUCGUGAGCAGGUCCAAGAACCUUCAGCUAGAGGAGCUAUAUUUUCAUUUGAAAAAUGAGCCAUCUAUUCACGAGAGAGCCAUCAAGAGAGACUUGUCAAGAACAUCAUUUUUCACAAACGUCAAUGCUGCCAACAAAGCCGACGAGCUAUUCAAUGUGAUUAAGGUGUACUCGUUGUUUGACCCAGAUGUGGGGUACACUCAAGGAAUGGUGUUCAUUGUGGUGCCAUUGGUGAUGAAUAUGAAUGAGGCAGAGUGUUUCUGUUUGCUUGUCACCUUGAUGAAGGAUUAUGGCCUCCGAGACUUGUUUUGUCCUGAGAUGCAUGGCUUGCACUUGUUGCUUCACCAAUUCGACCGCUUGCUAGAACAGUGCCUGCCUCUUUUGUACAAUCACUUGGUCAGGCAAGGUAUUCGACUGCUGAUGUACGCAUCCCAAUGGUUCCUCACUUUCUUCAGCUACAAAUUCCCCUUGGACGUUGUCCUACGUAUCUUCGACAUGGUGAUUACCCAGGGAAUCGAAGCGGUGCUUCGAUUGGGAGUGAAUUUGAUGUUGCGCAACGAGCUGAAUUUGCUUCGACUCAACUUCGAUGCCCUUCUUGAUUUUCUCAAACUCAACUUAUUCAAUAUUUAUGUCAGCGAUGAGUUUAUCGCAUCCACAGAGAAGCCAGAAAGCAAACGAUUCUCGCUCUUGGGUCGCAAGGGUACCACCAAGGGAGGCGCAAACUACUACAAGCUCGAUGCUUUUGUUAAGGACGCAAUGCUAGUAGAAGUAAAGCCUGCUGAUAUCAAUCGGUUUAAGCUGGAGUUUGAACUUCUUUGUGAAAAGGACGCUGCAAGAAAGCAGGAGAUUGAAGAGUACAAGGUGAAGAAUGGACAGCUACGCUACGAAAUCAAGCAACUUGAGACUGAGUUUUACACCGUCAAUAAAGACCACAUGGAUGUUGUGCAAGAGUUGGUGAACACUAAGGUGGUUUUACCUGAUGUUUUGGGAGAUAUUGAGGAGCUUGAAGCCCAGGCUGCAUCGCUAGAAAAGGAUAUUAAAGAACUCGAGGCCAAAGUGGAGGAGCUGAGCACUCUGCUUCCGCAAGAUGUGGAUCUGAAGAUCCAGGAGCUAUUGGCUGAGAAUGCCAAAGAGACAGAGAGGUUUGCAGAGCUUGAAGAGAAAUUCCACGAAUUGAGCGUGCAGAACAACGCCAUGGACGCAGAGCUCAAGCAACGAGGAGGCAAGAAAUGGUUCUGGUAG
Molecule: messenger RNA, 1995 nt
Organism: Candidozyma auris
Lineage: Eukaryota; Fungi; Ascomycota; Pichiomycetes; Serinales; Metschnikowiaceae
Gene: GYP5
Product: Gyp5p
Exons: 1
Coding region: 1-1995 (664 amino acids)
Source: RefSeq, a predicted model, not a curated record